Callithrix jacchus (white-tufted-ear marmoset) is the source of this 3944-nucleotide messenger RNA. It is a transcript of the gene RADX, whose product is annotated as RPA1 related single stranded DNA binding protein, X-linked. NCBI's taxonomy places the organism in Eukaryota, Metazoa, Chordata, Mammalia, Primates, Cebidae. Gene Ontology annotation, molecular function: single-stranded DNA binding. The record is from RefSeq and is a predicted model, not a curated record.
AGUCGGAAGCGCACGGAACCAGAGGCGGGGUGUGAGAGCUGGCGCGCGCACGCGUAAAGUCUUUGCAGCUUCGGUACGGGGCGGAGCUUUGCCCGUCAGCAGAGGCAGAGUAGCGAUCGUCGCCAAAGCGCGCGGUUUUAUUUCUCUCCGCUUUGGACGAGGCAAACUAGCUUUUGGUAGUGAAGCGGGUACGCAGUUAUUCAACAAUGUCUGGUGAGUCAGGACAGCCUGAAGCUGGUCCCUCACAUGCAGGGACAGGUUGGCCGAACCCUGAGAGAAAUCGGGCUGGGGUCCCGGGAGGGGUGAUCCGAAGAGCUGGUGCCCAAGGGCGCAGGUCCUGGAUCCAAAAGAUUCUUGAACAGAUUAUGGACUCACCUCUCCAGUGUGUCACCCCCUCGGAGGUGGUGCCUGUCACUGUGCUGGCCGUCCAAAGGUACCUGUUAGAGGAUGAGCCACGCGACACGGUGCCCAAGCCUCCCCUUUAUUGCUAUGAUGUGACUAUCUCAGACGGGGUGUACCAGGAGAAGUGCUAUUUGGACCCCAGCUUGAAUUCUCUCGUAUAUCAAAAUAUUCUUAAAGUUGGCAUACAAAUGAGAAUUUCCAGAGUCUCAUGUCUUUACAAUGAGAAAAGGAUAGGCCAGGGGAUCCUGUGCUUAGGUAACGUCCACUGUGGGGAGACCUUAGACACUAUUUCUUUAGAAACUCCCUUCAGAAAUAGAGCGCACGAGGAGAAACCAGAGAGGCCUUUAAGAGGCGGGAAGAGUCAUUACUUGGCGCUGUGGAAUAACGAAGAUCCGUAUGGAGAUAUCUGGUUAACUGACAAGCAACCUGAGGAGCUCAACUUCAGCGAUACCAAAAUAAUUUCCCUUUCUCACCUUGAAAUGACCUGGGCUAACAGAAGAAAUUUUCCUGCAUUGCUUGUGAGGAUCAUACAUAAAUCAAAACUGCGAUACUAUGGGAAACCUGAUAAAAAGAUGAUUGAACCAUAUCAGACCUUUUUGGAGGUUGCUGACAGUUCAGGCACGGUGUCGGUGAUUAUGUGGAAUGCCCUGUGUCCUGAGUGGUUUAAAAGUUUGCGGGUUGGUUUAGUUCUUCUGCUUCAAGAUUAUUCUGUUAAAAAGAGUUAUCCAUUCAGAAUGCAGCCUGUCCCCGUGGAUCCACAGAUCAAAUUAAUUUCUACAAUGGAAAUCUGCCUGAAUCUUCGAGAUCCCCCAACAAAUAUAAUUAUUGUUCCAGAAAAGCAGGUGAAACCAGAAUGGAGACUGCCGAAGUUAAAUCACCGAUUUACCACAAGGUCAGAGCUGGAUAAUAUGCCAGAAAAUUGUAUCUGUGAUGUUAUUGGCCUUUUAGUUUUUGUCGGAAGGGUCCAGCGGUCAAAGAAGAAAGAAAACCGUGAAGAUUUUUGGUCAUAUCGCUGGAUUCACAUUGUUGACGGGACGUCAGAGCAACCAUUUAUAGUGGAACUGUUUUCAACAUCGCAGCCAGAAAUCUUUGAAAAUAUUUACCCAAUGGCAAAUUUUGUGUGUACACAGCUGAAAGUUGUCAGAAAUGACAAUCAAGUACCUAAACUGCUUUACCUCACCACUACAAAUGAGAGUGGAGUGUUUAUUACUGGUCAUAGAGGCCAGCCGUAUACGUAUGAUGCCAAGGUGAAAAACUUUAUUCAAUGGAUUAAAACGAAGUCUGAUUCCGGGGAACAGAGGAAUAUGGUUAUUGGUGGAUAUUACCCCUAUCCUCCAGUGCCAGAGACAUUUUCCAAGUAUAGUAGUUCUACCAAAGUUCAGUCGCUCUUGACAGCUAUGAGUGAAGUCAGGAAGGAGAUUGAAGACUUGCAGUAUAGGGAACAAAAGCGCAUUGCAAUUCAGGGGAUAAUUACUGUUAUAAAGUAUAUCCCCCAUAGCAGUGGGACUGAAAGUGCCUCAGCAUCAGAUACACUUCGGAAUGCUAAUAGACCCUCGACAUCUCAAGCAGUUAGAGUAGAAAAUCAAGAAAGAAAUGCUAAACGGCAUCACGAUGAUGAGCCAAUGAGUUCUCAGUGUUUCCAAACUACAUCUACAAAUUUGAAUCUGAGCAAUAAAAUAAGAAUUCUUCAAGGCCCACAUACUAAUCCAGUUGCUGUACCUCAACCAGGAACUUCUGUACAAGCAAAGGGAAUUAAGCCAGGCAUGCCAACCAUCUCCAAGGGUCGACCAAAUACAAACCCCAGCUUGCAAGGGAAAGCCAGAAAAACUAUAAGUGAUAGGUGGGAGAGUCAGCUGUGGAGGGAGAAAAAGUUUGGCUUAAUAGAUCACCUACACUACAGCCGUGUUUAUCCGGAAAGUAUUCCACGGAAAUUUACAUUUGAACACAGAAAGUUUCUUAGUCAGCAGUAUAAUUCUCAGCCUUCUAAAUAUAUACCACCAGAAGGAAGGCCCCCAAAACUUGAUGAUUUUAAGAGUGCCCGAAGCCUUGGACAUUUUGAAGUAACCAUCCUAGGUCUGAACCAUGAGAUAGCAAUCGAUGUUGCAUUUCUACCCAUGUAUUGCCCAGAAGAUAUUCGAACAUCUCAAAUAGACACACUGUUGACCUCCAUGAAUUACAGCUGUGCAUAUCCACAGGAUGCAAAUGCCAAUGACCGAUUGCCAGGUUCGAGAGCAGUUGCAGGUGAUAUUAUAAAAGCUGUAACUGAACUGGAUAGAGUGCAUAUCGUCGGUAUCUUGGACAUCUGUAAUUUGGGUAAUAAUAAUGUGGAAGUCUAUUUGCACAAAAUUUAUAGUCCAGACAAUACUUCUUAAAAGUUAGCAAAUGAAAUGAUUACGGAUUACAAGAGGGCACUGCUUUAAAUAUAUUCUGUCAUUUUGCUGGUAAUUUCAGUAACUGUUUUCAGCAAGAAUAUUACAUGAGCUCUAAAGUUAUUAAGCAGUUUCAUGCUCGUCUUGUAUUUGGGGUGCUAAGACACUUCAUUUUCGAUUUACUAUUGAGAAAGAUCCUCAAAAUAAGUUUGUGUAUAUGGAAAUUUACCUUACUUAUCUUACUAAUAUGACUAUGAUCUUGACUUGUAAUAAUUUAUGUUCCAUUUGUGAAGUGUACUUUCAUUCUAAAGCCUCAGUACAAGCCAUCCUAACUUACAAGAGUAACUUUUCAUGGAGAUGUAACAUCCUUUCCAUUUUAUUCACAUACAAUGGUAAAUUCUGAAUUGUUAGUUUGAAGACUAUUCUAAAGUGGUCAACCUGCACUUCUCACAACUAAGGUAGUUUGUAUCAUUUUCAAAAGUACAUAUUAUUAGGGUUUAUUUGCCCCUGGUCUUUGGUUUGCUCAGCUGCAAAAUGAGCGUGCUAAAUUAAAUUGUCUUAAGGAUUUUCCACUUCAUUUUGUGACUUUGUGUGGUCCGAAUGUCUCAGUAUUUUCACCAGUGUGUUGAUGUUAAAGCCAAAGGCUGCAGUAUGCCUGUAUUCUUGCUGUAUUCAUUUGUAAUUUCAGUAUUUGUAAUGUGAGUUUAAAUAGUGAAAUUUUAUCUCAUAUUAACAUUUCAAAUGCUCAUAUUGAAAAUGGAAGAUAGUAUAGAUGGGAACUGAUUUUAUUCUGGUUGUCUAUUAUACUUCGUUUUAAAGGUAAACGGCCACUCUGCAUUUGCAAGACCCUGUGGUUGACAUUUGUGUAGUUUGUUAGAUGAGACAAAAUGACCAUCAUACGAGUUUCUAGAUUAUUCUGUAUCAAGAUAAAUCUGAUUCCAGUUAAGCUAUAAACUUGUGGGAUUUUCUUGUAGCCCUAUAGUUCUGUGACUUCAUUUGCUAUACACUUUAAAUGUGUUGGGCAGCAUAUGAACCUAAAGAUAUACUGAAGUUUAUUCAUAAAUGUGUUCAGUCUUUUUCUCUUUAUAAUUGUGUGUAAAUGUUAAAUAAAAUAGUGGAUUCUUCUCAUGUUACAAUGUUAAGUGAAUUAUUAAAGAAGUUAAAAUGCAACAA